GGCGGAGAACGGCCGACCUCUCAUGUGGGUCCUGCUCAGCGCACGCACCGCCUCUGCGCAUGUCAAGCGACACGUGCAACGACUGUAGUAAGUGGCCUGUGUCGUGCUCAUGUUAUGAGCCUUUUCUGAAGAUAAUUAAUUCUUCUUAACUUGCGUGGAGGGUCACCUAUCAUUUGUAAAUGGGAGGUCUUCAAAAGAAAAAGUUUGAAAGGGGCUCUGCCACCAACUACAUCACAAGAAACAAAGCUCGCAAGAAGUUGCAGCUGAGUCUCCCAGACUUCAGGCGGCUGUGCAUCCUUAAAGGCAUCUACCCUCAUGAGCCCAAGCACAAGAAGAAGGUGAACAAAGGCUCCACAGCUGCAAGGACCUUCUACCUGCUCAAAGACAUCCGCUUUCUUCUUCAUGAGCCAAUCGUUGGAAAGUUCAGGGACUACAAGGUUUUUGUUCGCAAACUUAAGAAGGCAUACGGAAAAACAGAAUGGUCUGCUGUGGAGAGACUGAGGGAGAACAAGCCAACCUACAAAUUGGACCACAUCAUCAAAGAGAGGUAUCCCUCUUUCAUCGAUGCCCUCCGUGAUAUUGAAGAUGCCCUGUGCAUGUGCUUCCUCUUCUCCACCUUCGCCCGUACAGGAAAAUGUCACGUUCAGACAAUCCAGCUCUGCAGGCGUCUCACUGUGGAGUGGAUGAAUUACGUGAUCACAUCUCGUGCUCUCAAAAAGGUGUUCAUCUCCAUCAAGGGAAUAUAUUACCAGGCUGAGGUGAUGGGACAGCUCAUUACAUGGCUGGUGCCGUAUCAGUUCUCCCAUGAUCAUCCAACUGAUGUGGACUACAGAGUAAUGGCAACUUUCACAGAGCUGUACACCACCCUCUUCGGGUUUGUCAACUUCAGACUCUAUCAUUCCCUGAACCUGAUCUAUCCUCCAAAGCUGGACAGCAAAGCAGCGUCAGACCUGAAGGAAGAGGAUGAGGACGACUACGCCAUGAACUCAGAAAGCUACUUGGAGAAACUAUCAGCUCUGAGUGCCAGCCUGGCACGGGUGGUUUCUUCUACAGAGGAAGAGGAAGCUCAACUCGACCAGUUUCCCGUUGAAGGGGAGGAUAUUGAACAGAUGGAAGCCAGGGAAAAGGAACAGCAACAGCAGGAGACUGAGAAAAAGCUUUUUGUGGGACUAAAGUUCUUCCUCAACAGAGAAACACCCAGAGAGUCGCUGGCUUUUGUCAUCCGGUGUUUUGGUGGUGAGGCAUCCUGGGACAAGUCUCUUUGCAUUGGUAGCACAUAUGAUGUGACAGACGAGACCAUCACACAUCAUAUUGUUGACAGACCUAACAUGGAGAAACAGUACAUCAACAGGUACUACAUCCAGCCACAGUGGGUGUAUGACUGUGUCAAUGCCAAAAUGGUCCUGCCUGUGGAGGACUAUUUCCUGGGAGUGACCCUGCCCCCUCACCUCUCUCCUUUCGUAGAGGAGAAAGACGGAGACUACGUGCCCCCCGAAAAACUCAAGAUCAUGGCCUUACAGCGAGGAGAAAAACCUGCCAAUGAACAGGAAGAAGAAGAGGACGAGGAAGAAGAGGAAGAUGAGGAGGAUGAAGAUGAGGGAGAUGAAGACAAUGAUGAAGAAGACGAAGAAGAAGAUGAGAAGAAUCUCAAAAAGAUGGAAGAACAAAGAUCCCAGGGCAAGGUUAAAGUAACACCCGGCAAAGUAAAGGUAGAAAACCCUGCACGCCUGGAGGAGGAAGAGAAAGCGGAGGAGAAGCGUCUGGCUAUCAUGAUGAUGAAGAAAAAGGAGAAGUACCUUUACGACAAGAUCAUGUUCGGAAAGAAGAGAAAAGUCCGAGAGGCUAACAAGCUUACUGCCAAGAGGAAGGCCCAUGAUGAUGCGGAAAAAUCAAAGAAGAAGAAGACCAGGAAAUGACUCAUCUGAUUGUGUAUUCAUCAGACUGACCAUGUAUUUAAUGCGCAUCACAGGUUGACAUGUCACAAAGCCUGUUAGUGCAUUAGAGAGUUCUGUGAGUGAGCUACAUGCAUCGUGACAUGGGUGCAUUGACCUCUGCAUAAUGUCAAGCUUAAAUGCAGGAUGUGCUUUAUGCCAACUGUAAUUAUUCCUGUAAAAGUGACUGUGUUAUUUGAUGUUUUCUCUUUGAAUCUAUCUACAUUAAAAUAUGUCUUCCAUUUCAUGUUCAAA
Molecule: messenger RNA, 2186 nt
Organism: Notolabrus celidotus (New Zealand spotty)
Lineage: Eukaryota; Metazoa; Chordata; Actinopteri; Labriformes; Labridae
Gene: pes1
Product: pescadillo
Exons: 15
Coding region: 180-1916 (578 amino acids)
Biological process (GO): maturation of LSU-rRNA from tricistronic rRNA transcript (SSU-rRNA, 5.8S rRNA, LSU-rRNA); ribosome biogenesis
Cellular component (GO): nucleolus; PeBoW complex
Molecular function (GO): RNA binding
Source: RefSeq, a predicted model, not a curated record